UCCGUGGCGGGAAAGGCGGCUGUCUAGUCGCCCCUUGCGAGAAGCCGAGGGCUUUCAGGAGCGCCCUGCUGGCGAGUAGCGUCGUCAUGGAUGCCGCCGAGGUAGAGUUCCUGGCCGAGAAGGAGCUGGUUACUAUCAUCCCUAACUUCAGUCUGGAUAAGAUCUACCUCAUCGGGGGGGAGCUGGGCCCGUUUGACCCUGGGCUCCCGGUGGACGUGCCGCUGUGGCUGGCCGUCAGCCUGAAGCAGAGACAGAAGUGUCGCCUGCUGCCGCCGCCCUGGAUGGACGUCGAAAAGUUGGAGAAGAUGAGGGAUCAUGAAAGAAAGGAGGAAACUUUCACCCCAGUGCCCAGCCCUUACUACAUGGAGCUCACCAAACUCCUGCUCACUCAUGCUUCAGACAACAUCCCCAAAGCAGAUACGAUCCGCACCCUGAUCAAAGAUCUGUGGGACACACGCAUGGCCAAGCUCCGGGUGUCUGCCGACAGCUUUGUGCGGCACCAGGAGGCGCAUGCCAAGCUGGAUAACUUGACCUUAAUGGAGAUCAACACCAGUGGGGCCUUCCUCACAGAGGCGCUCCGCCACAUGUACAGGCUGCGCACCAACCUCCAGCCUUCUGAGAGCGCCAUGUCGCAGGACUUCUAGAGGGCCUUGCCUCUGCUGCGGGGAGGCUUGCUGGGCAGUGAGUGCGCGCUCUGGAUGUGACAGAGGGACUCAUGGAUCUAGAGUUCUGCACACAUUUUUGAACAUGUGGAAAAGGUGUGGUGGUUCUAGGAGUGAGUGUAUCAAGCAGGAGAAAGCGGCAAGCUUGUGACUGCUCAGUCUGGGACGCAGCUCCUCUGGACAGUCAGUGCCCCCUCGCCAUUCCUGAGCUGGCUCUGCUUCUGCGGUGCGAAGGAAGGAGCUUUAAACAAGCAAGUUCUCCCCAGCAGGCUGUGGUCUCCUGCGUGGACAUGCCCGGCGGUGACCGGUGCAGACACACAGGAGUGGGGGUGUGGCCAGGAGCGUUUCCCUUUCUUGAUCUUGGUUUCUUGGCUAAAGUUAGAACAUUGUAGGCUUGGCUCACACACGACAGCUGGCGAAAGGUUGGCGGUGCUGCCUGUUGUCAUCCGAGGCUCAGUCCACAAUAAAAAUGUGCUCAGCUGGACUCUGUUGGGUUUGACCUUAACUCCCAAGUGAAAGGUGGUCAGGAUGCCGUGGUGCACUACACUGCCAGCUGU
Octodon degus (degu) is the source of this 1219-nucleotide messenger RNA. RefSeq names its product GINS complex subunit 2 (gene Gins2). The transcript is spliced from 5 exons. Gene Ontology annotation, biological process: DNA replication; double-strand break repair via break-induced replication. Bases 87 to 644 code for a protein of 185 amino acids. Gene Ontology annotation, cellular component: nucleus; GINS complex. NCBI's taxonomy places the organism in Eukaryota, Metazoa, Chordata, Mammalia, Rodentia, Octodontidae. The record is from RefSeq and is a predicted model, not a curated record.